AUGCGAGAAGUAGCUAAUUAUUGUAUUAUAGAUGCAUUACGUUGUCAAGAGCUUUUGGUAAAGCUAAGUCAAAUAAAUGAUUACAGAGAAGUCGCUUCUAUAGCUCAUGUAUCUUUGUUCGACUCACACUAUCGUGCAAAUGGAAUGAAGGUACGAAACCUUCUGGGCGCUUAUGCUUUUAAACGUGAUAUGGUAUUUAGCUCAAGAGUAUGUGAAAAUAUAGAAAAAGGAAAAUAUCCUGGUGCGUACGUUUUUCCACCUGAAAAGGGAAUUGAAACGAGAAGACCUGUAACGGGAUUGGACUUUGCCUCAUUAUAUCCCAGUCUCAUCAUGGCUUACAAUCUCUCUCCAGAUAAAAUAAUACUAACACAUGGAGAGGCUGAUAUUGCGGAAAAAAAUGGAAACAUUUUACAUAAGAUUGAGUUUCCAUUCAAUAACUACACUAUCCAAGCUAGGAGUAUAAGACAUGAUAAUAAAUUUGAAAAGAAGGGCUUAUAUCCAGUUGUAUUAGAGGAUUUAUCUAACAAGAGGAUAGAGCUUAAAGCAUGUCUGGCCCCACUAGAAAAGAAAAGGCAACAUCUUGGGAAGAUAAUAAGUUUAGCUAAAAAAAGAGGCAAAAGGGUAUAUAUGAAUACUUUUUAUGGGGAAGCAGGCAACUCAAAAUCUCCAAUCUUUCUCCGUGAAUUAGCUGGAGGAACUACUUCAGCAGGAAAAUAUAACCUUAAUCUUGUCGCAGAAUUCGUAACAAAGAAAGGGUUUGGGAUAAAAUAUGGUGAUACCGAUUCUUUAUAUUUCAUCUGCCCAGAUAAGUAUUAUGAAAAAUGUGAUGAAUCCUUUUCCAGAAAAGAUCUUUCUAAAGAAGCGUAUUGGACCGAAAUGGUCAAUAUUACUAUGAUUGUGAUGAAAAGCUUGCGUGAUCAAGUAAAUGCUUAUCUUAGGAUAAAGAAUGGCACAUCUUAUCUUAAGAUAGCAUAUAAAGAGGUAUCUUUUCCUGUCUGCUUCACUGGCAAGAAAAAAUAUUUCGGUAUAUCGCAUGAAGAUGUGGUUAAUUUUAGGCCAAAUGAUCUUUUUAUGAGAGAAAUUGAUAUUGCGAAGCAAGGGAAUUCUGAGCUCUUCAGGUUUAUCGGAGAAAAGAUUAUGUGGGAGUGGGAUUUUAAUCAGUUUAUUUCAAUGUCUAAAUGGAAGGCUAAAGAAGGCCUCGCAUGUAAUAAAAUCUUUAUAGAGCGGAUGAGAGAAAGAAUAGCAAGCGGAGAAAAAAAUAUAAAGAUCCCUGACUCUGACGAACACUUUAACUAUAUCAUUGUGAAUGAUGGCCCUCGUUAUAAAAAAGAUGGUUCAAAAUCGACAAAAAAGGGUGAUUAUAUGGAGUUUUCAGAAAUUGCAAAAGAGUUUAAUAUGAAGAUAGAUAUUGGACACUAUUUAGAACAAACAGUAGGAAUGUGUGCACGUUUUAUCAAUAAGGAUAAUAUGUUCCUACCACCCUCAUCAGAUAAAAUAAUGCAGAUUAAAGAUUCAGAUAUAAAAGAAAAACAUAUCGAUAAAUAUUCCCAGAAAAAGGCAAAAAACUGGCUUAUUAAAUAUAUCAAGA
Molecule: messenger RNA, 1588 nt
Organism: Funneliformis geosporum
Lineage: Eukaryota; Fungi; Glomeromycota; Glomeromycetes; Glomerales; Glomeraceae
Source: the annotation of a GenBank genome assembly